Messenger RNA from Lathyrus sativus (Indian pea), 465 nucleotides. Lineage: Eukaryota; Viridiplantae; Streptophyta; Magnoliopsida; Fabales; Fabaceae. The record is from the annotation of a GenBank genome assembly.
AUGAAAGGAGGAAAGUCCAAGGGUGAAUCGAAGAAAGCCGAAACGAAGCUUGCGGUGAAUAAGAAGGGCGCUCCCGCCACCAAGGGCGGAAAGAAACCAGCCAAGGGAAAGGAACCAAAGGACCCUAACAAGCCGAAGAGGCCUCCAAGUGCUUUCUUCGUUUUCAUGGAGGACUUUAGGAAGCAGUUCAAGAAGGAAAACCCUGACAACAAAGCUGUGUCUGCAGUUGGUAAAGCGGCUGGAGUAAAAUGGAAGGCGAUGUCUGAAGCUGAGAAAGCCCCAUAUGCUGCUAAGGCAGAGAAAAGAAAGGCAGAAUAUGAGAAGAGCAUGAAGUCCUAUAACAAGAAACAGGCUGAAGGCCCGGCUGCUGCUGAUGAAGAAGAAGAAUCUGAGAAAUCAGAAUCUGAGGUGCAUGAUGAGAAUGAUGACGAGGAAGAAAGCGAGGAGGAGGAUGAUGACGAGUAG